AUUGAUUAGAGCAAGAAAUCAUAUUUACACGCACAAGUCCAAAGACAAACCUGAUCGACCUGAGAGAGAGAGAGAGAGAGAGAGAGAGAGAGAGAGAGAGAGAGAGAGAGAGAGAGAGAGAGAGAUGGGGUCAUGCUGGGUUCGUCUCAUUCUUCUUCUCUUGGGGGUGCUCGUUCUUCCUGCAAUCGUGGAGUGCAGAGUUCGACACUACAAGUUCAAUGUGGUGACGAAGAACAUGACAAGAUUAUGCUCCACCAAGCCCAUCGUCACCGUCAAUGGAAAGUUCCCAGGACCCACCCUCUACGCCAGGGAAGGCGACACAGUGCUUGUCAAGGUCGCCAACCACGUCAAGUACAACGUUACCAUUCACUGGCACGGUGUCCGACAGCUCAGAACGGGCUGGGCCGAUGGGCCGGCGUACAUAACCCAAUGCCCGAUCCAGACGGGCCAAUCCUUUGUCUACAACUUCACGAUCAAGGGGCAGAGAGGGACGCUUCUCUGGCACGCGCACAUUCAGUGGCUGAGAGCAACCCUGCACGGUGCUAUCGUCAUCUUGCCGAAGCGCGGCGUCCCCUAUCCCUUCCCCAAACCCAACAAGGAAUUUGUUAUCAUCUUGGCCGAAUGGUGGAAAUCGGACACCGAAGCCGUGAUCAACGAAGCUAUGAGUUCGGGAUUGGCGCCGAAUGUUUCGGAUGCUCACACCAUUAACGGACAUCCUGGGUCCGUUUCGGCUUGCCCUUCGGAAGGUAGCUAUACGUUGCCGGUGGAAAGCGGCAAGACCUAUCUGUUGCGGAUAGUCAAUGCUGCACUCAAUGAAGAGCUCUUCUUCAAGAUCGCGCAGCACAACCUAACCGUGGUGGAAGUCGAUGCCACGUAUGUGAAACCGUUCCAAACGGACACCAUCCUGAUUACUCCGGGUCAGACCACAAACGUCCUCGUCACCACAGACCGAAACUCCGGCAAGUACUUGAUCACCGCCUCCACAUUCAUGGAAACGUCCAUCGUGGCCAUCGACAACGUGACCGCAACCGCGACCGUGCAUUACUCCGGCACCCUCGCCAGCACCCCCACGAUGCUCACCAAACCGCCUCCUCAAAAUGCCUCCUCGGUGGCCAACAGAUUCAACAACGCCCUUCGAAGCCUCGACUCGAAGAAGUAUCCGGCAAUGGUCCCAAAGACCGUCGACCACAACCUCUUCUUCACUGUCGGCUUAGGGGUCAACCCCUGCCCGACUUGCACGGCUGCGGCUGCGAACUUAAGCAGGGUCGUGGCGGCCGUAAACAACGUCACAUUUGUGAUGCCGAAUAUUGCCCUCCUACAAGCUCAUUUCUUCAACAUCAGCGGAGUUUUCACGACCGACUUUCCUGGUAACCCUCCAACGCCGUUCAACUACACUGGGACGCCACCGGCGAACAUGCAAACCACGAACGGCACGAAGGUCUACCGGUUGCCAUACAACGCCACGGUCCAGCUGGUUUUACAGGACACUGGGAUAAUCGCGCCAGAGACCCACCCGGUCCAUUUGCACGGAUUCAACUUCUUCAUUGUGGGCAGAGGAUUGGGGAAUUAUAACCCAAAGAAGGAUCCCAAGAAGUUCAAUCUGGUUGACCCUGUGGAGAGGAACACGCUUGGAGUCCCAUCUGGUGGAUGGACAGCUCUUAGAUUCAGAGCAGACAAUCCAGGAGUUUGGUUCAUGCACUGCCAUUUGGAAGUACACACAAGUUGGGGACUGAAAAUGGCAUUCUUGGUGGACAAUGGGAAGCGCCCUAGUCAGACUCUGCUUCCACCUCCAAGCGAUCUUCCACAGUGUUGAUCAUUUGAUCAUGAGGACGAAAAGCAAUUGCAAAUUAUACCAAGUUAGAGGAAUCUCCUCGUUGAAGAAGAAGAAGAAGAUGGGUAGAGAAAAGGCAAAGUCAUACAAGGUUUGACCAAUAAGAGAGAGGGCAAUAAGCUAAAGUGAGCCUUGAUGAGAUCAUACUAUCCUAACAAUUGUUUCUUGAGCAAAUAGAAGAAUUUGCUCGACCGUGUUGCAAUAAGUUAAGGAAGAAAAGGAGUUUGCUUUUUUCCUUGGAAGAUUGAGGAGUGUAAUUUUUUUCUAAAGCUAUACAUACACGUAAUAAAGAGAGAGAAUUCUGAAA
Molecule: messenger RNA, 2138 nt
Organism: Syzygium oleosum
Lineage: Eukaryota; Viridiplantae; Streptophyta; Magnoliopsida; Myrtales; Myrtaceae
Product: laccase-4-like
Exons: 6
Coding region: 125-1813 (562 amino acids)
Biological process (GO): lignin catabolic process
Cellular component (GO): apoplast
Molecular function (GO): copper ion binding; hydroquinone:oxygen oxidoreductase activity
Source: RefSeq, a predicted model, not a curated record